Molecule: messenger RNA, 5075 nt
Organism: Sipha flava (yellow sugarcane aphid)
Lineage: Eukaryota; Metazoa; Arthropoda; Insecta; Hemiptera; Aphididae
Product: zinc finger protein 808-like
Exons: 6
Coding region: 828-4814 (1328 amino acids)
Source: RefSeq, a predicted model, not a curated record
UGGCGGCGGUAGAACCAUUGGCCACACUGCGAUCGUCAGUGGCGGCGCGGACGCGGAUCGGACACAUCAGUCGGCGCCACUUUCAGUUGGUAUGAACACCAAUGGUUCUCUCCUCUCGCCUGUCCUGCCGACCGUAUCGUGGAAUCGUGGUUCCGUUUACAUCGGUGUGCGGACGGGGGAAAAAAGUGAAAAAAAAAAUUCGUACUCGGUAGUAAUAUGUCACUCGGUUUCGCGACUUCACGGGCUGUCAUGUGUGCAGAUCUUCGGUGAUCCGCGCACUUGUGUUAUACAAUGAUGACCAGACAGAUGUAUUCACUUGCCGUCUGAACCCGAUACCUCGCCGUACCGUUGCCAGCGCUGGAUAUCCAAACUUGUGGGUGCUCCUGUAGCUGCUGCUGCCUCUGCCGUCCGGUUCGUAAGCCGUACACUCCACGGGCAAGGUCCGCCGUCAUCCCCGUGUACACCCUAGCCCGUUACCGUUGCUUGAUAUCCAUGCUCGUGCAAAUGGCCGACUUUGGACGUGGGCCAGUUAUGUAAGGGGCCCCGCCGCACGACAGUGACGACACACCGCUGCCGCCGCCUCCUCCUUCCCGCCCUCGUCCGGUCACGGUGAGUGUGCCGCAUUGCUUGUCGUCGUCGUCACUCCGCAGUGACUUUGGACUGUCCAGACUUCGUCUGAAACGGAUACCGACCACGUCUUAAAGGAUGUAAAUAUUAUAGAGACAAAGUACCAUGGUUCAGAAUUCCUUAUUGAGUCUCAUGUUCAAUAUUUAAUCAGUAAACAUGAUUGCUGAAAGUAUUAAUUUCCUUACAAUUCUAUUAUAACUAUGGAAGCUAAUCAGUCUACACAAAAUAAUAAAAUGUCACGAUUACAUCACAUUCAACCAGAAGUAUCGAUUUUUGCUGUUUCUCCAAAUCCACCCCCUAAACCAAGGAAAAUAAAGAGUGAACCUCCACCACUGAAACCAGCAAUAUGGCCUAUGAAACAACCUGUAGCAUCUAUGCAAUUGCAGCAGUUCUUAAAAGCUCAUCGUCUAAGUCAAAAGCAAUCUGUACAAAGGGGGCCUCCACCACUAAAUAAAAUGCAGUAUUUUGCAAAUGAUAGUCGUACAGAGUAUCAAAAACAACAGCAGCAAAUGCAUCAAAAACUUAUGCAACAACGUAUGGCUAACAAUAAUAGUAUCCGGGAUGAUUCACCAAACCCAAUGGAUUUUCUUGAAAUUGGUGUUCAUGCUGGAAAUAGUAUCAUUAAUAAUAUUUCUAGAGAUAUAAAACCGAAAACUAAUUUUAAAUCUGGAGGAAGUUUAUUGUCACAAUCAGAUUCUGGUAGUCGUCGCAAAAAUGCUAAUCCAAGAAAAGUCGCUCGAGAAAAUGACAUUGAAUCACCAGGACCAAGUGAUCAUUUCUUGUUAUCCCAAAUAAAACAAGAAAACCUUCGUCAAUCUUGUUUACUCUGUGAACGUAAUUUUAGUAAUAAAUAUGAUUUAAGUCAACAUAUAUCUGAAAUACACGGUAUUGAACCUGCUGAUUUACAUAAAUUAAAUGGAAACUUAGGAGAAGAUGAAGAACUUGCUGAAAGUAUGAUGGAAGCUGAAACUGUAUUCUUUUGUGAAGUAUGUACUAGAGAAUUUCAAGAUAAAGCUAGUCUUUGGUUACAUAUGGUCCGAGGUCAUAAACAAGAAGCUGCAGUAACAUGCGGUGUAUGCAUGAAAAUCUGCAAUGAUAGUAAAUCUCUAAUGGAACAUGUUAAUACUCAACAUCCUAAAAGUAGUGACACUGCUGAUUCCAUUCAGCGUCGAUAUAGGUGUCAGGUGUGUGCUCGGCAACAUGAUACCAAGAAAAAGAUGAUGAGACAUGUUGUUAUUCAUACAGUUUAUGAUAAUGAUGGUCAAAUUAUAGAUCCUGAUAAAUUAAUUAUAAUUAAUAAUAAUUUUCAUCCUACCAAAUCUUCAAAUAAUGAUCAUUACACAAUAAGUUGCCAAGUAUGUCAUAAAGUAUUUCCAAGUGAAGAAAAACUUUUACGGCACAUGUCAUCAGUUCAUUUGAUGACUGGUUGUGAUGAUAUGAUAACUACUACUUUGACAACAACUAGUAACUCUUCUCAAAGUAGUUUUGUAAAUCGUUGUGAAUUAUGUGGCGAUUCUUGUGGUUCACGUACUGAAAAAUGGUGGCAUGUGCUUAAAGAACAUGGCACAAAUGAAGCUCUUAUUUGCCCAAAACCGGAUUGUAAAAAAUUAUUUGUAUCACAAGCUUUACAAAUUGAACAUCAAUCUCAUCAUGAAGCUCAAGGUGAUCUUCCUAAUACUUGUGAAGUAUGUGGUCGGUUAUGGCCUAAUCGAAAUGACUUCUAUAAACACAUAAUGGCUGUGCAUGCUGAAUGUAUGCCUUUAUUAUGUGGUAUAUGUUUAAAAGUUCAUAUUGAUGUACCAAAACUCAGAGAACAUAUUAAAGAGAAACAUGAGCCUUUAGUAUCAAAAGAAAAUGCUAUUUAUUGUGAUAUAUGCGGUCGUACAUAUACAAAAUGGUCCAAAAUGAUGAGGCAUAGAGCAAUACACAACGUUGAAGACCAAGUAUCUCAUUUUGUAACAGAUCAGUUAACAGAAGUGAAUCUAAAGUGUACAUUAUGUCCGAAUACUGAAUUCAAAACUGUUGAAGAAAUAUCCGAACAUCGAAAAAAUGACCAUCAAUUGCAUGUAUGUGACCUUUGUUCAAAAUACUAUAGUGGAAACAAUCAUUUAUGGAAACAUGUUAGUAGGCAACACAAAGGUCAUCCGGAUGUUACUUGUAGUUUAUGUGCUCGUACAUCGGCUUCUAAAGUUCACCUCAAAAGACAUAUGAUAAAAUAUCAUUCUGAUCCUGUAGAUCAGCUUAUUGACAAAUCAAAUAAUAGUAAUUGUGCUGAAGUAAAUUCCAUUCAUCAAUGUAUAAGAUGUGACAAAGUAUUUAGGAUUAGGAGCCUAUUAAAAAAACAUCUCAAGUACUGCAAGGGUAAAAGAGAUGCAAUGGCAGUACCUAAAGAAAAAGGUCAUUAUCCUUGUCCAAAAUGUGGUAAAACAUUUGAAUAUCAUACUUAUUUAAAUAGACAUUUAAGGCACAGUCAUUUAGUUCAACAUUGUGAGUUAUGUUCUGAAGAUAAAACAGGUGAACACUUUGAUAGUAAAAUGCUAUUAAUGGAUCAUAUCAGAGAGAAACAUGGAAAAGAUCCAGAGUUAUGUUGUGAUGUUGAAGGCUGUGGUAAAGUUAUGAGAACAAAAGCAGAUUGCCAGAAACAUAAACGUGAUCAUAUUCGUAAAGUGUUUUCGUAUAUAUGUGAAUUUUGUGGAGAUAUGCAUUCUAAUAAGAAAACCUAUAGAAAACAUUUGCGGCAGCGGCACAAAAGCAAUACCCAAUAUUUAUGUGGUGUGUGUAUGGAAGUAUGUGUUGAUAAUGAUAGUUUGUCAAAGCACUUGCAUGAAGCACACCCUCAAACUUUUACCAAAUCUAAUAUUUGUCAGCUUUGUGGGAAAAUUUUUAGUGUUGGAAGUAAAGUUGGGGAACAUAUUGACAAAAUCCAUGGAAAAAAUUUAAAACCUUGUAAAAUAUGUUGGAAAGUAUUUAGCGAUAUGGAUAAACUUAAAGACCAUAUUGAAAACCAUCCAGCAAAAGAAGACUCCCCUAAAGCUUCUACCCCUGUCAAAAAAUUAAUUGAACCCAAACCAAAAACUCCGAAGCUAUAUGGACUUCCAAAAGAAUUAGCUGAACUUGGUUUCAAUGAAGAACAACAAGAAAAUUUAAAACGAGAUAUAGAUGAUGUAACAUCAGACAUAAACACAAAGAGACUGAGGAAAUUACAUUCUUGUACAGUUUGUUACAAAAGUUUUAGAUUUGAAACUGAUUUAUAUGAUCACAAAAGAGAAGAACAUUCUAUUAUUGAAGAUAGUUAUAUGGAAGAAGAAACCGAACGUAAGGAGGUACAACCAUCUUUACUGAGAAAUAAAAGAACAGUUUGCGGUUUAUGUAAAAAAGAAUGGGUUAGUUUGAAACAUUUCUGGCAACAUCUUAUUAGAGCUCAUCGUCCACAAGCUGCUUUUGUUUGUGGUAUUUGUUGUCAAAUAACUUCAAGCUAUGAUGACUUAGCAUUGCAUUUGGAUAAUCAUCAUCCAAAUGCUACAGUUAUAUCAUUAUUUUCCUGUGAUGUUUGUGGUCGUAAUCACAAUGCAUUUUCUAAACUUCAGAAACAUCGUAAUAUUCAUUCUAAUGCACCACCUGCAUUCCCUAAAUAUCAUUGCGACGAAUGUGAACUUGUAUUCAAUUCUAAAUUAUUUGGCGAAAAACAUAUUUUGUGUCAUGGUCCAGGGAGUAAAUUAUGCAAGGGAAAAGAUUUAUGUCAAGAAAUGGAUGAUGAUAUGUUAGAAGAACAAAUGGAGGAAGAAGAAGAAGAAGAGGAGGAGGAGGAGGAGGAGGAGGAGGAGGACGAUGAAGAAGAAGAAGUUGAAAAUGGUGGAGAUAUUGAAAUAGAAACUAAAAGAGACGAUGAUGAUGAUGAUGAUGAUGAAGAAGAGGUUGAACAAAUUGAUGAUGGGGAUGAAGAUGAUAACGAACAAAAUGAUGAAGUAGAAGAUGAUGAAGAAACUGAACAGAAUGCAGAAGAUGAUGAUGAUGAUGAUGAUGAUGAUGAACAAAAUGAUGAUAUUGAUGCUGAAGAAGAUAAAGACCAGGUCGAAGCCAAUGAUGAUGAUGAUGAUGAUGAUGAUGAUGAUGUAGAAGAAAAUGGUGUUGAUGAUCAAGAUGAUGAUGAUGAGCAAGAGGACGAUGAUGAUGAAGAUGAAGUUUAGUUGAGGUUCCUAAGUAUUAGUUUGCAUAAAACAUUUAUUGGUUUUUUUGUUAAUUUAAUUAUUACGAAUUACAAAGUUGUAAUAAUAAUGAAUAUAAAAAUAUAAUUAAUUUCUUUAAUGGAAGAUCUAAUAUAUAAAGACUGGUAUACUGCUUAUGACUGGUAAACAAUACAUAAUUCUUUGUACCAAAACAUUGUACAUAAUUUUUAUACUUAAUAAUAUUAAUAGGCAUGGGUUUUGUUCUGUGUGUUACAUUUUAAU